This is a messenger RNA of Ostrea edulis (European flat oyster), 4988 nucleotides long. Its product is annotated as galactose-3-O-sulfotransferase 2-like. Bases 1 to 1260 code for a protein of 419 amino acids. Gene Ontology annotation, cellular component: membrane. Lineage: Eukaryota; Metazoa; Mollusca; Bivalvia; Ostreida; Ostreidae. Gene Ontology annotation, biological process: glycolipid biosynthetic process. The record is from RefSeq and is a predicted model, not a curated record. Gene Ontology annotation, molecular function: galactosylceramide sulfotransferase activity. The transcript has a single exon.
AUGGUAUCCUCUCGUUUUGUGAUCCGGAAAGUUAUACCAGUGGUUUUAUUUUUGAUAUGCAUAAUUUUGUUAAGCCAACACUUACCUGUGGAUGUAAGGGGCAUAACUCCUGAUAAUACAGCUAAUGCUAUUGAGGUUUUUGAACCAAGUGUAGUCACUAGAUACCCCCAAGAUGAUCAGGUCCAAUACUGGGUGAACCAUGUUGCAAGAAAUAUCAGGUAUUCAGGAGAAAAAGACAAUUUUGUUUUCAUCAAGUGCAUGAAGUGUGCAACCCAGACUGUCGGCGAUGUUCUUCGACGUUAUGCAUUCACGCGAAGGUUGAAUGUUCUGCUUCCCAGAGAUAACAAUAUAUACCUAGGAUGGCCAUAUUUAAUGCACGAGAUGGACUUCAGACCUUCUGAAGAGAAAUUUAACUGUCUCAUUGAACACUCUGUAUACAACAGGACUAUUACUGAACCCCUGUUCCCAUCCGACACUCAAUAUAUCACUAUUAUCAGAGAACCUUGGAGCCAUUUCAAAUCCACUUUCCACUAUUUCAGAGUGGAUAAAAUUACAGACAUUAAAGCUAAGGACCCAGUGGUAGAAUUUUUAAAAAACAGAAAAAAAUAUGAUUCCCUGUAUAAAAGUCACGAAUCAUAUCCAUACAGAUACUGCAUACCUGAUGGGUUUUCUGUUACCAGAAAUUUGCUGUCUCACUGCCUGGGGAUGCCGUUAGGUUUUCCAAAAAAUAGGACAGACAUUUCCAAUAAUGAGGCAUUAGUUAAUAAGUACAUCAAAAAACUGGACAGAGAGUUUGGACUGGUAAUGAUAAUGGAAUACUUUGAUGAAUCAAUGAUUUUUCUAAAGAGACUAAUGAGAUGGUCAUUUAAAGAUAUCGUGUACGAGAUCGUGAAUGUUGGGAAUUACUCUCAUGACCAGUAUCCGAAAUACAUUAGAGACAUUCACAAGAUGUGGAGCUCCAUGGACUAUAAAUUGUAUGAUCAUUUCCGGAAAAAGAUGGAAUUGGAAAUAAGGAAUGGAGGACCAGCAUUUCAGGCUGAAAUUAAAAAAUUUAAAGCGAUUCUUCAACAAGUGAACCGAUUCUGCAUGUCCGUGAAACGCUCAUCGAGAUUAAAUGCCAAGUUAGAUGUUGAAGAUUUCACUUUCACAGGCUACGAGUGUGCUUUUAUGAGUGAAGAUGUGAAUCGUUUGGAUUUAUUGCAGAAGAGAAAUAACGAAGAAUUGACUGAAAACUUAAAAUCAUAUAAAAGGACAUGCUGAAUUUAGAAUAUAAAAGGAAAAACACUCUAAACUGUAUAUGGAUGAAUGAAAUUUGUUAAAUUCAUCUGCUCAGAAGUAAUAACUGAAAUGCAAGUGAACAAUUCUGAACUCCAUGUUUUGAACAGAUGAUGAUGAAAACAGUGUCACACAUAAACAAUGUCAAACAGCUAGUAUAGGUGAAACAUCCAUUUUCAGUGAAUUGUUUGAAACUGAUUAAAAUUGAUAAAUCAGGUACAGUCAUAGACAUCCAUUUGUCACAAACAGCUUUAAGGCCCAAUUACCCAUUUUGAUUAACAAAGCAAAAUGCACUGUCUCAAAAAUAUAUAAUUAGGAAGUUGUUUUUAUUUUCAUUGAAUACACGAACAGUUGUCAAAAAGAAAAGUGAAGAUAAUGAACAGUGAUCAGUCUCAUAAAUCUUCUAACUAAGGAAUACAAAUUUGAGAGUAGGGCAACACAGACCCCUGGACACCAGAGGUGGGAUCAGACAAACACAGACCCCUAGACACACCAGAGGUGGGAUCAGACAAACACGGACCCCUAGACACACCAGAGGUGGGAUCAGACAAACACAGACCCCUGGACACACCAGAGGUGGGAUCAGGUGCCUAGGAGUAAGCAUCUCCUGUUGAUUGGUCACGCCCUCCAUGAGCCUUAUGUAUCUUGAUCAGGAAAAUGGAGUAAUCCAUAGCUAAAUCAUUUUGUAAAAAACAGUCUACCAGUAUGAAACAUGCCGAACAGUAUUCAAUCUAAUGACAUGUUGUAUUUGCAAAUUAGAUCAUUAUAAUGACCUUAUAAUUUGCAAAAUGCUGACUUUAAAUGAGACUAUUGAAACCUUUGUAACUUAAAUGCAUGUUUUGCCCUUCUUUCAAUUUUGUAUAGGAUAUAUGAGAUUGAUCUGCACUGUUUGUUAUUUUCACUUUUUGUUUUUGACAACAUGCUGUAUAUUCCAUGAAAAUAAAAAUAACUUCCCAAAAUAUUUUUGGGACUGCAUUUUGCUCUGUUGGUCAAAAUGGGAAAUUAGGUCAGUAUUUUAUUUUUGAAUUACAUUGGAAAUGUUCAUAGAAAAGAUUUAGAAGAAAAACAAUUCCUCACUAACCUACCCGUGUGUCAAUCCUACCCAUCCAUAAGCAAAGGGAAAACACAAACAAAUUUUAUUUAGGUCAAAAUUACCAACAAUUUGUCACUGUUUUAGAUGACUUUGACAUUAUAGUUUAGUUGAUAAACCACAAAUUGUCACAAGCACAUUAUUCAUAAUUCAACCCUAUACAGUAUUGUGACUUUAGUGAAUGACUUUAAGAAAUCUAUAAUCUAGUCUAUUUUCAUUUCAUCAUUCUGAUCUAGGGGUAGGUAGGUAAAAAUUGUGUACUAUUUUUUUUUUGGUGCCAAUCAUUGAGCAUAUCUCCUAAAUAAUGUCAAGUCUCGCCAGAACUACUGCCGACUGACCUUUCACUGAUGGCAUGCAUAUCCUUAUAGCAUUUCAAUAACUAUAUUCCCCUUUAAUUCUUGAUGUUCUGAUUUGGAAUUUGUUUAUGAGCCAGAUGCAUGGCCUUGAAACACUAUUUUAUUAAUAUAAUCUUCAUGUUUCAGAGUCAUCAGAUAAUUAACUAUAUAUACAUGUAUUUUAAUUUAGGUCUAGAAAUGUUACAAUGAUUGUCUAAACAUGACAGCACUGAUACAGUCUGUGUAAGAAGUGAUUUGUACGUUACUGUUUUAAGUUUCCAUCAAUUAGAAUAUGAGAGAUGAAUUUUCAUUGGGUUUUUUUAUGUGGAAUUUUACGUAACACUGAUAAUGAGGCUUUGAAGUCUGCCGCUGGGAUUAGAGGUGUUGUGGUGGCAUAAACUCGACUGGAUCAAUGCAUACUCGGCUGAUGCCCGAAGAAGGCACAGGAAAAUAGAUAAAACUUUACUGUGACACGUUGCAAAUAAAAAUGACAAAACUUUCUAUAGAGCUUUUUAUAGGAUAUGUUUUGUGUAGUUGUGGUCUAAAGAAAACAUGCAUAUUAAUUUAUGGCAAAUGGAUGAGACCUUAACGGAUUUAGAGCAGUCCUGUUUGAGAUGACACUUGGCUGUAAUAGAUGUGAAUAUGUAAAGUUGCCCGAAUUUUGUCUCUUUUUAAAACAGUAGAUAUGUUGCCAUGACAUACGGAUGCUCAUCUGUGAAUGGAAAGAAGUGAACUUGGAAUGGCUUGAUAUCUAACUAUAUUUCAUCUUGACAAAGACAAGAUCUACGUGCACCGUGGAAGUGCAACAAGAUUUAUUCAAUAUACGGAGGAUGCAGUCAAUGACAAAGAAUUACAAAGGUUAACGUAUACAAGAAAUAUCUUGAAUUCUAAUGCUGUACAAUGAAGAGGAUGACAGUUCUUUUGUGGAGAAAACGAGUGAAAUACUUAAUGUUUCUUGUGCUUUUUUUUUCAACUUUUAUAUACAUUUUUAAUGUUUCAUUUAUAGUUCUGGGAUGUUCUGGUUCAAAUGAAAAUAAAAAUUUGCGUGGCAUUCAUGGGAAUAUGGAUGAAGAGCAAUCUUGUCCAGAACAGAACAAUUUUGUGUUUAUUAAGUGCAUGAAAUGUGCGACUGAAACCAUGGGAACGAUAGUUAGAAGGUUUGGUCUCGUGCGGAAUUUAAAUUUUGUUGUUCCAGUAAAGAACAAUAUUUAUCUAGGAUGGCCUUUUCUAAUUGAGGAUCUUGAUUAUAGACCCUCUAAAAGGCCUUUUAACAUUUUAAUGGAGCAUGCAAUUUAUAAUCAUACUAGAAUGGCAAAAAUGAUGGCGAAUAACACUCGGUACAUUACCAUCAUACGAGAUCCGUGGCACCGAUUGACUUCCUCAUUUUCAUAUUUUAGUCUCGGUUACGUUGUAGAACCCCCAGUCAAUUUCAGUGAAUAUGUUCAGAACAUCCGGAAAUAUGAUGAUAUUUAUAAAGGACCGGAUAAGCGAGCCUGGAGAUUCUGCUUUCCUAAUGGAUUUUCCGUCGUCCAAAAUUUAAUGGCGCAUUGUUUAGGUAUGCCCCUGGGAUUUCCAGCUGGUCGGAGGGAUAUUUCCUUGAAUGACACUGCAAUUAUGCAAUAUAUCCAUGAAUUAGACAGUCAAUUCUUUCUUGUCAUGAAUGUUGACUAUUUCAUGGAAUCAUUAAUUUUGCUAAAACGCAUGAUGUGUUGGACAUUUAAGGAUAUUUUACACCAUAACAGCAAUGUGGGAAAACACAAACUUCAUGAAAUUGUACCAACUGAACAUGAAUUUCAAAUUUAUUACAAUUUUAGUAGAAUAGAUUUUAUUCUCUAUGAACAUUUCAACAAAUCUUUUUGGAUGAAAAUUCAGAGACAUGGACCGGAUUUCUUUGAUGAAGUUAACCAUUUUAAAGUUGUGCAACUUUUAAUGGAGAGAUUUUGUUUUGUUGAGAACAAUGCUAACUCUAAAGGACAGUCUAUAAUUAUCCCAAAAUCCAAAUAUAACGAGGAAUUUACCAUUACGAGUGAAGACUGUGGUUAUAUGACGAGAUACCUCUUACAGGAUAUACGGGAUCAGUAUAAUAAAGAGGAACUAGGGGGAGACAAAUCUAUGCUCUGGUAUGCCAAGGAACCAGACAAAGGGGAAAUACCAAAGAGAGGCUGCUCAUUUCCUCUGCCGUAGUUUCCAUGAAGAAAACACUAUUGUUAUGUUAUUUGUCAUGGGUCACAACUUUUUUUUCAUUGCUUUCUGUUGAAUAUUUUAUAGAAUAAAUGUUGGGAAUUUGA